Molecule: messenger RNA, 1994 nt
Organism: Centropristis striata (black sea bass)
Lineage: Eukaryota; Metazoa; Chordata; Actinopteri; Perciformes; Serranidae
Gene: mybpha
Product: myosin binding protein Ha
Exons: 14
Coding region: 1-1584 (527 amino acids)
Molecular function (GO): protein binding
Source: RefSeq, a predicted model, not a curated record
AUGCCAGGCAAACCUGCGCCCAUCAAGAAGUCCCCAGCCAAGAAGGCUGCUGAGAAGGCACCUGAGCCCGCCCCGGAGCCUCCACCGGCUCCCGUAGAGGCUCCACCUGCAGAGCCUGCACCUGUGGAAGCUCCUCCAGCUGAGGCUGCUCCUGCACCCGAGGCAGCUCCAGCAGCCCCCGCAGAGGAAGCCCCUGCUGCUGAAGCAAGCCCCCCAGACACUCCUGCUGCAGAUGCACCCUCUGCAGACGCUCCUGCUGCAGAUGCACCCGCAGACGCUGCUCCAGCAGAAGCUGCCAUAGUUGAGGAGCCGCCAAAGGCCCCCACGCCCCCACCUCCUGCAGCGCCCACCAGUGCUCCUCUGGACGUGUCUGUGGAGGAUGUGAACGACAUCAGCGUCACCAUUAAAUGGAACACGCCACAGACCAUCGGAGAGUCCGGCCUGAGCGGAUACAGUGUCGAGUACUGCAAGGAUGGAACAAAAGACUGGGUUGUAGCUCAAGAGGGGCUAACCACAGCUAACCGCUGCUGCAUCAGGAAUCUGGCAAUCGGUGACCUGCUGCAUGUGCGCGUGGUGGCUGUAAAUGCCGCGGGCCGCAGUGAACCUGGUACCCUUGCUGAGCCUGUGCCCAUCCGCGAGGUUGGUGGCCGCCCCAGGGUCCGCCUGCCCCGCAAUCUCAGAUCCUGCUAUGUCAAGCAGGUUGGAGAGCAGAUCAACCUGGUCAUCCCCUUUCUUGGAAAGCCCAAACCUGUGGUGUCCUGGCUGAAGGACGGUAAGCCUUUGGAUACAAAGAGGGUCAACAUCAGGAACAGCGACAAGGACAGCAUCAUGUUUAUCCGCACCGCUGAGAGGGACGACUCUGGCGUUUACGAGAUUUCUGUUAAAGUGGACAGCUUUGAAGACAAAGCCUCCAUCCCCUUUCAGAUUGUGGAGCGGCCCGGCCCUCCUACCAGUAUGAAGCUGGUGGACUCCUGGGGCUUCAACGCUGCUCUGGAAUGGACCCCUCCCAGGGAUAAUGGCAACUCAGAGAUCACUGGAUACACGGUCCAGAAGGCAGACAGGAAGACCAAUGAAUGGUUCACGGUGCUGGAACACUACCACAGGCUCACUGCCACCGUCUCAGACCUCAUCAUGGGCAACUCGUACAUCUUCAGAGUGUUCGCUGAGAACCAAGUGGGCGUCAGCGAGUCGAGCGCCGUCACCAAGGGGGUGGCUACAGUCCCCAAGACAGGUAUCAUUUACAAGCCUCCUGAGUACCCAGAGCACGACUUCAGCGAGGCACCCAAGUUCACCACGCCCCUCAACAACCACGCUGCCACUGUGGGAUACACCACCAAGCUGCUGUGCUCUGUCCGUGGAUCCCCCAAGCCUAAGAUCGAGUGGUUGAAGAAUCAGAUGAUCAUUGCUAACGACCCCAAGUUUCGUAUGAUCUCGAACCAGGGUAUUUGCUCCCUGGAGAUUCGCAAGCCCUGCAGCUUCGAUGGCGGCGUGUACACCUGCAGAGCCAAGAACGCCCAGGGAGAGGCCGCUGUCUCCUGCAAGCUGGAGGUCAAACAGGUCAUUCUUCCAGAUGCUAACAAAUAAACCAACACCCAAACUCCCGGAGUGCCUUUAAAGGACCAGCAGAAGUCCAGGUCUUAUGUUUUAAGUAUAUUUGAGGAGGUGCUAGGUAGUUGCUGUCUGGGCAGCAGUGUGUACAUAAUGAAGAAAAGGACGGAACAACACGCCAACAUCUCUGUAUCUAUUUCCACCCCCAACCAUCCAGACUUCCCCACUGCUCCCAGUAUGCAGGGAAGACCCACGCCACCCAACCCAUCCCAGUUUGCCAAAUGCUGUAUGUUAUUUUGGUUGGUGACAUGUGUGUAAGGCUAUAUUUAAAACGUACAAUGUUUUUUUUUUCUGCCUGUGUCCAUGUUUGUACUACUCAAUAAAAUGGUGAACCCUUGGACAUGCUACUGCAAUGACUGUAUGGAUGUUUAAUAAAAAAUGUAUUU